AUGAACGCCGCGUUGAAGGCAAAUCUGUAUGACAGAUCUCGCUUGAAAAAAUUGCUCCACAGGGACACCGGGGACACGCGGGACACCCGCAACCGCAGCGAUGACGAGGCGUGCGACGAUGAGGAGGAAACGGACGCAGAAGCCACCGUAGUGAAUAAAGAAGGAAGCUUUUACAAAAAGCUGUACGCCUUCAUCGAGGCCAAAUCGACCUACAUCAAUUUGGUCCUAAAGUGCAGGGCUGACAGGGAGAGCGAAAACGCCACUGCCCAGAAGAAGCGGUACCUCAAGACCAGUCGGAAGUCCCAAGACGAGGAGAAGGCCGAGCGGGAGGGGGCCUUAAAAACGGUCAGGGAAAUUGUCAAGAGGAAGUUUCCCAAGCGCGCCGAGGGGAAGAUAGACUUGUACUUGCGGGAAGUUAUAGCAAACCCGCCGCCCGAGAACUGCGCCCUGCACAAGACCCUCUUCCAAAGGAACCAAGCCAACCUGUUCGUGAAGCACAACCUAAUCAGCUACCUCCUCAACUUCGUGGACAACAACACGCUCAUGAAGCUCAAGGAGUGCUCAAAGAUAGACAGCCAAGUGGUGAGCCUCUACCUCCGAAAAAUUCUACACACCUUAUCCUUCAAGGAUGACGAAAUCAAGGCCAACAUUCACUACUGGAGAAAUGUGGUCAAUUAUUUCUUUUGCAAAACGGGCACCCUCAAACCGCUAGACAGAAGGACUUACCAACCUGUCUCCAACGAAUUUGAGAAAAACAAAAGCUUCUGCGUAAUUACAGAAGAUGCCAUGGAUGCAAAGGUAUACAUCAGCUUAGACCACUUUAGUGAAAAAUUGAUAUCCUCCUGCACACAUAGAAACCCCCUGCCACAUACGUGUGACCCUACGAGGGUACUUAACGGAGUGGAGGUUCUCCUAAAAAGUGAAAAUAUCUCUCUCAUCGAUUUUGUUGAAGAAUACUACAAAAGACUCACAGUUAAUGAUGAUGAGCUCAUGUGGCACAUAUGCCAUUUUAGGAAGUCUCCAAAAUUUUUAACUCUCCUUCUUCUCGAGUACCUCAAGUGUAUGCUCCGCGUGCUCCACAAGUACAAUGGCAAUUGUGUUUUUAAGAAAACCGAGUAUCUGGUCAACUGCGGGCAUCAUAUUACGCACCGAAUUUGGAUCCAAAUGUUCUACGAUUAUGGCUACGAAAUGGUGGUUAAUAAGAAAGAGGACAAGGCAGACGUGAACAGGGGGUCGAGAACUACUGGGGGGAUCCCCAAACAGGAUACCACUAAACAGAAGAAUGAGGCGCACACGGAUAGCGCCAUUAAUAAGACGCUCUACCUAACCAUUGCUGACCAUUUCAAGUGGGAUGCAUAG
This is a messenger RNA of Plasmodium vivax (malaria parasite P. vivax), 1359 nucleotides long. RefSeq lists its product as hypothetical. The transcript has 3 exons. NCBI's taxonomy places the organism in Eukaryota, Apicomplexa, Aconoidasida, Haemosporida, Plasmodiidae. The record is from RefSeq and is a predicted model, not a curated record. The coding region runs from base 1 to 1359 and encodes 452 amino acids.